Mesorhabditis belari is the source of this 735-nucleotide messenger RNA. Lineage: Eukaryota; Metazoa; Nematoda; Chromadorea; Rhabditida; Rhabditidae. The record is from the annotation of a GenBank genome assembly.
AUGAAAAUCGUUUCCUCGGUGAUGCGCAUCACUUUCAUGAACUUGGGAUACGCUUUGAGUGAUGGGGAAACGAAAAUCGCUGAUUUCACUCUGAAACACAUUGAUGAGUCUCAUGCUGACUACAAUCACAUUCUUCUCUAUGAAAAGUGCCUAUCUUUUCAUCCAAAAUAUCCAAAAUUUAAAGAUCUCUCGUUACUAGAGGUCGGCUGUGGACAAGGCGGUGGACUAGCUUGGUUGAAGAGAACUCGUCCCGAGCUCCAAGCACUUCGUGGUAUUGAUCCAGUUGUCGUGGACUCGAUUGGUGGAAUCAUUCGUAAAGGUUCGGCCGACUCGAUUCCCCUACAGUCAGCCUCGAUCGAUGUGGUGAUCAAUGUUGAGAGCAGUCAUUUGUACAAACAACCAGAAAAAUUCUUCCAAGAAGUCUAUCGAGUACUCAAACCGGGUGGCCAUCUUUGUUGGAUCGAUUUAAGACAUGACUAUCAGCUUGAUGAGCCCUAUAAACAAGCGGAAGCAGCCGGUUUUGAUUUGACGCAAUCGGAAGAUGUCACCGAUCAGGUGGUCGAGGGAAUUCGAAAAACCUCAGCGAAAUAUGAUGCAAUGUUGACCAAGGCUCCUUGGAUGGCCCGGUUAUUCGCCGGUUCGUUGCGGGAGACCUAUUGUGCACCAGGAACUCACUCUUUCAAUCGACUCUUCACUCGGCAAAAACUUUACCAUUGUGCUGCGUGGAGGAAAAAU